AUGUCGGAAGCGCUCGGGCCGGUCGCGCAGCGCGCGUUCGCCGGCGAGGCGGAGGCCCAGUUCCAAUUCGGCGAGGCGUACAUGCGCUCGCCUUCGGCCGUGGACCGGCUCCAUCUAGUCGGCCAGGCGGCGAACGAGCCGAACGAACCGGAGGCCUCGCGCUUGUUCGCCCAGGCGGCGGCGCAGGGCCACGCGGGCGCCCAGUACGCCCUCGGGCGCCUCUGCGAGGACCGCGGCGCCGACGCCGAGGCCGCGCGCUGGUUCGAGCGCGCGGCGGACGGCGGCCACGAGAUCGCCCGCGAGUGGCGCGCCCGGCGCGCGACGCGCGUCUGCGCGAACUGCGGCGCCUACGACAAGAGCAACAAGCAGUGCGCCGGGUGCCUGACCGUCGCGUUCUGCGGCGCCGAGUGCCAGCGCGACUUCUGGCCGCGGCACAAGGCGACGUGCAAGGCGCUCCGCGCGGCGAAGGCGGAGGCCGCGCGCGCCGAGCGCGCCGCCGCCGACGCGGACGCGGCGGUCCUCGAGAGCGGCGCGGACACGAUCAGCGACACCUCGGUCUUUUGUCGGAUCACGCCGAAUAAAGUUUCGGACGACGCGCACAGCCGCUUCCAGUACCAGAAGAUGCUCGGCGACCGCCACUUCAAGGACGGCGACCUCGCCGGGGCCCUCGCGCACUACUCGAACGCCGUCGGCAUCUGGGACGGCGAGGUCGCGGAGGCGCACCGCUCCGCGAACAAGAGCGUCAUGGCCGCGUGCCUGUCCAACCGGUCCCUGGUCCAGCACAAGAAAGCGGACCACGAGGCCGCGCUCGCGGACGCCGAGCGGGCGCUCGACGUCGACGCGACCUUCGCGAAGGCGCACCUGCGCGCGGCCGCCGCGCUCGACGCGCUCGGCCGCGGCGACGACGCGGCCGAGCGGCGGCGCGCGGCGGCGCGCCUCGUCGCCGCGGAGAAGCGCGCGAAGGCGGAGCGGCCGCGCGUCGCGGCGCUCGGCGGCGCGGCGGACCGCGACGACGACGCCUUCGCGGACCUGACGGACGGGCGCGACCCCCUGGACGUGGCGAUCGGCAAGCUCGCGAAAUCGCACCGCACGACGUUCGGCGCGCCGUACGACUUCGUCGUCGACAUGCUCAAGAGCGUCGACGACCGAGCCCUCGCGCGCGCCGUCAAGGUGAUCGCGCUCGAAGGGCAGCUGCUCCGUCGGGCCGUCAAGUGCCGGCAGAAGGGAGACCAGCAGACGUCCGUCGCCUGCGAGCUCUGCGUCGCCGCCGCCGACCUCCGCCUCGCGCGGCACGGACGCGCCCCGCACGUGGUGCUGAACGACUGGUACGACGCCGGCAGGUGCUACAAAAACGCAAAGGAAAUUCUAUACGACAUCCUCAAUCGAGCAGACACCAUGGACAGGUCCCUCGCGUUGCGCGCAUACGAGCUCGGGUGCGGCGAGCCGCAGCUCGAUCCGCACGGCGAUUUCCACUUUAACGUCGGGCUGCACUGCCGGAAUCAUGACCGCUGGACCGACGCGGCCGCCCUCUGGGGGAUCUCCUGCGACCGGGGCAACGGCGACGCCAUGGGCGAGCUCAGCCCAAGCAUGGGCCUCUUCCAAUCCAAGGAGGGCGACACGCUGGACGGCAAAUUUACGACGGCCGCCGCGCUCAAGGCCAAGGUCAAGGCGGAUCACAACUGCAAGCGGCGCUGGAAGGACCUGCCGGUGCCCCCCUUCUUCAACGACGAGGCGGCCGAGGCGUUCGAGGCGCUCGAGACGCGCGCCGACGACGUGAUCCUCGCGUCGCCCAUGAAGGCGGGCACGACGUGGGUCCACAAAAUUCUCGCGCUCAUGCUCCACGGCCUCGACGACGCGGGCGAACCGAUCGAGCCGUCGUCGGACAUGCUCCGGCGCGUGCUCAAGGGCAACAUGCGCGCCGCGGCGCCCGCAGCGCGUCCCGCGCGCGAGCGCCUCCCGCCCGGUCGCUCCUACCCCGACGCGCUGCCCAUGACGACGCCGUGGUUCCCCUCGUUCAUGGGCGGCUUCCUCUCCUACGCGGACCUCGUCGCUUUGCCGGAGCCGCGCCUGUUCACGACGCACUUCCCGGGGCGGCACCUGCCGGCGACGCUCACGGACCCGGAGCACGGCCAGGGCCGGCUGGUUUUGGUGCUUCGCAACCCCAAGGACAUGUGCGCGUCCCUGCACUUCUUCCGCGGCGAGGCGAAGGACGGCUGGCUCGGCAACGAGCACGGGCCGGGCUCCAUCGCGCGCUUCUGCGCGCCCGACAGCCCGAACCCCUACGGCUCCUUCUUCACCUACGUCAACGAGGCGGAGCGCGUCGCCGCGCCGCUCAUCGCGAAGGACCGCUGCCUCGUGGUCUACUACGAGCGCCUCAAGCUCGACCUGCACGCGGAGCUCGAGCGCAUCGCCGCGUUCCUGCGGUGCCCGCUGCCGCCCGCGAAGCGCGACGCGCUCGCGGCCGCCGUCUCCUUCUCGUCCAUGGCCGGCAACCACAUGGCCACGCGCAAGGGCGAGAUCGGCGACUGGAAGAACCACCUCACCGACGCCGAGUGGGCCCCCGUCGACGAGGCCGUCGCCGCGCGGCUCGCGGACAGCAAGCUCUACGAGCCCCUCGCCGAGUACGCCCGCCGGUGA
This is a messenger RNA of Aureococcus anophagefferens, 2637 nucleotides long. RefSeq lists its product as hypothetical. The transcript has 3 exons. The coding region runs from base 1 to 2637 and encodes 878 amino acids. Gene Ontology annotation, molecular function: sulfotransferase activity; protein binding. The record is from RefSeq and is a predicted model, not a curated record. Gene Ontology annotation, cellular component: cytoplasm. Gene Ontology annotation, biological process: sulfation. NCBI's taxonomy places the organism in Eukaryota, Pelagophyceae, Pelagomonadales, Pelagomonadaceae.